AUGACACUGUUAGAACAAAUAUUUUUGUUACUCGUUAAUACGAAAAGCUUUACCCUUCUUGUGUCAAAGCGCCUAGAAAACCACAUCAUUCAGAAAAACCUCUUUAUUAACAAAUCCAUUCAAAAAGGAUGUAUGGAAAAAGUUCCUGGUUGCUGGGAGCAUAUGUCUCUUGUCUGGGCUGCUCUGAGAAACGCCAAGUCUAGAAAAAAUGCACAAUCUGCAAUAUGGCUUGAUGUGGCGAAUGCGUAUCCCACUAUACCGCAUAAACUCAUUUUCAUGGCCCUUCGUCGCUGUGGUGUUUCAGAGUCUUGGAUAAGGCUUAUUAACGCCUACUAUGGCAGCCUCUGGACUAUAAGUGUAAUCAUUGAAUAUGUGUGCGCCGAAGAAGAGUUAGAAAGUUGUGUUCCGCCUGGCGAUUCAGACCAUCCUCCGGUUAAGGCCUUUAUGGAUGACAUAUUUUUAAUGUCUUCAAGUGUCCCUCAAACUCAAAACUUGUUGGAUCGUUGUGUAACAGCACUUCAUUGGGCUGGAAUGGGCUUUAGACCUUCAAAAUCACGAAGCAUUUUUAUAGCUAAUGGAAAAGUUUUAGAUCAGUCUCCUUUUGGUGUCCUGCAAGAACCAAUCCCAUUUAUUCACGCAAACCCAGUUAAGUUUCUUGGCCGGACGAUAAAUUCAACAUUGUCAGAUUCAACUGUUGUCCAACAGGUUAUUGUUAACCCUGUAGAGCAAGUCAAACUCAUAGAUAAGUCUUCCCAUAGAGGCAUUCACAAAGUGUGGUUUUUGCAUCAUAUUUUAAUUCCCCGAAUACGAUGGCCUUUUUUAAUUUACAAAGUUCCGAUAUCUCGUAUUGUUUCACUGGAACAAAAGUUUUCUUUCUUCAUAAGAAAGUGGCUGAGACUCCAUCACUCUAUUUCUAACAUAAGUUUGUAUUCCGCUUCAUCGCCAUGCCCGUUAUCUUUAAAAUGUCAAUCCUCUGUAAUAAAAUCUGCCAAGAUCAGUGGUCAUCUUCUCCUCCGAGAUUCGGCUGAUCCUCUAGUCUCAGACUCUCCUCCAGACUUAAAGGCUGAACACUGGAAGGUAGAUCAAACAGGAAAAUCAGCAGAGAGUCAACUCGAGUUCAUGAAAAUACUUGGUUUCCACCAGCUUGGUAGAGCAGGCUUGGGACUGGUAAGCCAUAAGAGUGUCCCAGCAAUUGGUAUCCAUUCUUACCGCGAACUUGUAUCAGAUGUUGUGCAGGACAAUGAGGAAGACAUCUAUUAUGCUCGAGCCGUUCAGCUUCAUGUCCAAGGUAACUGGACUAAAUGGUGCUCGUUUAUUAAAUACGAUCUUUCUUGGAAGAACCUACUGUCUCUGCCGCAAAGUUUAUCUUCGUUUUGCAUCAGCGCAACCUAUGACACGCUUCCUUCUCCUACAAAUCUUGUCAAGUGGAGAAUUCAAAAUUCGAGAUGUCAUAAAGUAUCCCUUGUUCCAGCUGGUAAACGUCUUCUCACCAAAAGGCGUUCAAAAAUUCAAGGUAUCCUUCACCUGGCCUCUGAUUGGAGAUUAUUGUCAGACUUAGAUUCAACCUUAAUAGUACCACCUUAUCUUGCUGUAACGCAACUUCGUCCGGACAUACUUUUAACUUCUGCCAUGACCAAAACUGUAAUUAUCCUUGAAUUAACUUGCCGAACAUGGAGACUUGGCAUGGAGUUAAGGUUGAUAAAUACUCGUCACUUUGUUCCGUCAUGA
Hydractinia symbiolongicarpus is the source of this 1728-nucleotide messenger RNA. RefSeq lists its product as uncharacterized. The coding region runs from base 1 to 1728 and encodes 575 amino acids. The record is from RefSeq and is a predicted model, not a curated record. The transcript has 4 exons. Lineage: Eukaryota; Metazoa; Cnidaria; Hydrozoa; Anthoathecata; Hydractiniidae.